GCUCUGAAGCGACGUUUUGUUGACCUGGAGGACAAGGUGAACAUUUACGAGCAGGUCUAUGCCAUCCUCAGGUCUCGUCCACAGCAUGAGGCCAACUCGGUCUUCAAGCGAAUCCGAACCGGUGACGACCCGCAGAGCAUCCUUCGGCAUGUCGAGCACGGCGAUCUUCUUCUCCAGCUCAGAGUGGUCCCGGAAUCCCGAUACCGAUACGAAUUCCCCUUCAUGUCCCCGCUCCCCGCCCGGCUGCAGACCGAGGACAACCCCUAUUUAGGAUCGCUCAUAUACGAGUGGGAGGUUGAGCGCCCUAGAUCCCCCGUCAGGUCGCCGAAACGAAGAGGCAAGCAGCUGGAAACCGACCGGUCAGCAAGUAAAGAGUCUACCACGCCGGGCCCCGGUCCCUAUGUGAAGCCGUUUCAUGCCGCCGAAGUGCAUGACCCUCUUAUCGACUCGGCCGAGCCGUCAAAAUGGACCGACGUCACGACGGAUAAUACUCUCCUUCGAAGUCUCUUGAGGUCCUAUUUCCUACACGAGUACCAGUGGUUCUCGGCAUUUCAGAAAGAAUACUUUCUCUCCGAUAUGAUUGCAGAUCGACGUCAAUUUUGCUCCCCCUUGUUGGUCAAUGCCGUUCUUGCCCUUGCUUGCGCGGGGGGCCGAGGCAAGCUCACAACGAUUCAAGCUGCCAUCAUCCUCAACAUUGUGUAUAACUUGAAUGCCAUGGUCAAGCUUGGGUGGCAAUACACGCUCCAGGCGAUUGAUAUGGCACACAAGAUGAAGCUGUUCAAGAAGCCUGAGAACUGGGAAACGUUGAAUACCAGGUUAAGGGCUGGCCGAGAUUUCACGGCAUGGAGCCUAUUUGGCUGGCAAAGGUACGCGGUCUCGAUCCAACUUGUUUUAAAGGGCACUCAGUCAGCGCAGGUGCUGAUACAUGGUCACUUUAGCCACUGUACCUACACUUUGUUUGAGAAGCCACUCGUAAACGACCCCCCGGAGGUGCCGCUGCCUACCAUCACAGCUGACCCAAGUUGGUAUGGCGAGGUGUGGCUCAAGUACCCCCUCGAAAGUAUCCUGUAUCCGAGCCAUUUUGCAGAAUUUUACAAGGCCAACACAGAGUUUCGGGUGAUAUUGAACGACAUUUCCAAAACGUUGCACGGGGAGGCAGGGCAGAGUCGAUCACCACCAGCCGAAUCCAAGAUUGCUGCGCUUUACUGGAGAUUGCAAGCAUGGUAUGCUGCGCUGCCCGAAUCACUUUCGCCUAGGACGAUUUACGAAACGCUGCUCAGGCUGUACUACCUUCGCCACGGAUUCGAAGCUCUGGACGUCUUCAUCAUGGUGUCACUCAUGACACUCGCGUUUAUCACAACCAAAGAGCUCGAAGACACCCGUCUCUCCUCGGCCCAGCCGCCUUCCGAAGAACAAAAAGCACACAUUGAUUCCCUACGAGCCACCCUUGUCCUGUGCACCAGAGGGCUGUACGACCAAGGGAAGAGUUACUAUCUGUCCCAGACCAUCUUUCGUCUAGUACGAAGUGGGAUGCAUGUUGACGAGAAGGAGCUGCUCCGCGAAUAUGCCUCUCUACCUGACGAGGAAGACAGCGCGGAUGCGAAGAUGAGAGAAGAACUGGCCCAAAGGUUGUGGCCGCAUCCCCACCCCCAGGCGCAGAACGACGGGCAGGAAGGCGUCGAGACGGAACAUGCAUCCGGGCCAGCGGCUCAGGAACAAGAGGGAUGGAAAGUGCUGGAUGUAUUAUUGAAGAAAUAUGGAGAGGUCAGGAUGGAAGCUCCGGAGAGCGGCGACUCGGAAGAUCAGGGGUAG
Molecule: messenger RNA, 1812 nt
Organism: Podospora anserina S mat+
Lineage: Eukaryota; Fungi; Ascomycota; Sordariomycetes; Sordariales; Podosporaceae
Exons: 3
Source: RefSeq, a predicted model, not a curated record